Messenger RNA from Pestalotiopsis fici W106-1, 2328 nucleotides. RefSeq lists its product as uncharacterized. The transcript has a single exon. Gene Ontology annotation, molecular function: alpha-L-fucosidase activity. Gene Ontology annotation, biological process: carbohydrate metabolic process. NCBI's taxonomy places the organism in Eukaryota, Fungi, Ascomycota, Sordariomycetes, Amphisphaeriales, Sporocadaceae. The record is from RefSeq and is a predicted model, not a curated record. Bases 1 to 2328 code for a protein of 775 amino acids.
AUGAAGUCUGAUCAUGCCCAUUUGUGCCUUCACUAUGAUUCUCCAGCGACGGAAUGGUCACGGGCUCUUCCUCUGGGAAAUGGCCGAUUGGGAUGCAUGGUUCAUGGCCGGACCACGACUGAACUUGUUCAAAUGAAUGAAGAUUCCGUGUGGUAUGGAGGACCUCAAGACCGCACGCCAGCCAGCGCAAAACACUUGGCCAAGCUGCGGCAACUUAUCCGUCGUGGGAAACAUGGGCAAGCCGAGGAACUAGCACGUGAAGAGUUCUUUUCUAGCCCUGCAUCAAUGAGGCAUUAUGAGCCCAUGGGCUCUGUGUACUUGGAAUUUGGCCACCAGGAGCAAGACGUCGAGUCGUAUAAACGUUGGCUUGAUAUUGCAACCGCUACUCAUUCAGUAGAAUAUCAAGUCCAUGGCAUCAGUAUUCGCAGAGACAUGAUUGCGAGUUACCCCGACAAGGUCCUAGUGAUGCGCAUCACCUCGUCGGAACCAAUACAGUUUCAAGUACACCUUGGUCGCCGCGGUGAAAAUGAGUGGGAUACCAAUGAGUUCUUUGAUCGUUUGAGAGUGGAAAGCAUGGCUGAAGCAGCAUCAGCCCGGAUAGUAAUGGAUGCCACGCCUGGUGGCCAUUCGAGCAAUCGCUUGAGCUGCGUUUUGGGUGUCGGAUGCGAUCCAAAAUUGGGCAGUGUUGUGGCGACCAAAACUUGCAUCAAAAUCAAGUCUGCAGAUUGCCUCCUAGUGGUUGGUGCGCAGACAACCUAUCGUUGUGCGGAUCCAGAGGGCGACGCUUCAAGAGACGUCCGUGAAGCGCUUGGCAGGUCAUGGCAAGACUUGCUAUCACGACACGUUGCAGACUAUCAAGGCUUGUUUCAACGUACAAGCCUGCGAUUGUGGCCAGACUUUUAUCAUGUUCCUACCGACACGAGGAUUGCAAACAGAGACCCAAGAGAUAUUGGACUGAUUGCCUUGUACCACAACUAUGGCAAAUAUUUGCUGAUUUCUAGUAGUCGAGACGGAUUCAAGGCACUACCAGCGAAUCUGCAAGGGAUUUGGAAUCCAAGCUUUUCGCCUCCAUGGGGUGCCAAGUACACCAUCAAUAUCAAUAUUCAGAUGAAUUACUGGCCGGCGGCAACAUCCAACCUGCUCGAAUGUGCAAUGCCUCUGGUAGACCUGAUUGAGCGCAUGGCCACGCGUGGUCAAAGGACAGCCAGCUUCAUGUAUGGGUGCUCGGGGUGGUGCAGCCACCACAAUACCGACAUUUGGGCAGAUACUGACCCUCAAGAUACCUGGAUGCCGGCAACACUAUGGCCACUCGGAGGGUUGUGGCUUUGCAUAGAUGUACUCCAGAUGCUGCAGUACCGAUACGACAGAGCCUUGCACCGGCGACUUUUCCCAAUCCUCGAGGGCUGCAUGUCGUUUUUGCAGGAUUUCUUGAUCCCAUCAGCAGACGGACGAUACCUCGUCACCAGCCCAUCGCUAUCGCCCGAGAACACGUAUAUAUCAGACUCUGGAGAGCCCGGGAUAUUCUGUGAAGGCUCAGCCAUGGACAUGACAAUUAUCAAGACAGCUUUGGAGCUGUACUUGUGGAGUAUAAAAGUCUUGGAGCUGCCCAAUGCUUCAAAGCUCAAGGUUGAAGAAAUAAUCUCUCGCAUUCCGCCACUGCAUAUCAACGACGCCGGCCUCAUACAAGAGUGGGGUGUUGAAGAUUAUCCAGAGCAUGAGCCUGGACAUCGGCACGUAUCUCACCUCUUUGGCCUCUAUCCCGGCCAUGUCAUCAAUCCAGUACGUUCACCACAACUGGCCAAUGCCGCGCGACGGGUCCUGGAGCGUCGGGCGGCACACGGAGGCGGCCACACUGGAUGGAGCAGGGCCUGGCUUCUCAAUAUGCACGCCCGUUUGUGGGAUGCAGAGGGCUGCGGCAAUCACAUGGAGCUGCUGCUUGGCAACUCGACUCUGCCGAACCUUUUCGACAACCAUCCUCCGUUCCAAAUCGAUGGAAACUUUGGCGGCUGUGCAGGGAUAGUGGAAUGCAUUGUGCAAUCUUUUCAAGCCCUUGCAGUGGGUAACGAGGGCGAGAAUGAAGUCGAAAUUAGGCUGCUUCCGUCAUGUCCUCGGUCGUGGUCUGAAGGCGAGGUGUCUGAUCUCUGUCUGAGAGAUGGCUGGUCGAUAUCCUUUGAAUGGAAAAGAGGCAAAAUCAUUGACCCGGUACUCGUCCGUGCAAAGCCAGGUGACUCUUCAAGAGCACGAAUCAUAUUUCCCAAUGGAACUGCGCUGGUGGUGGAGGGACCUGGAGAGCAUCGGGUAAGAAGCGGCGACGAUGCAGCAGCAUGA